CUGACAACUUUAGAAAAGAUGCGCUUAAACGACGCACACGUUUUACGACAGAGACAGUCUACAGGCAGGGGCUCCGCAAAGUUUUCACACAAGAUAUAUGGGGCUUUAUCGGAGCUUCAUAAAAGACAAACAGUAGAGAGAAGAAUGAGACGCCGGUAUGGAGUUGACUUUCUUGACUUCUACUUUGAAUCUAUAGUACUUCAGUUGAAGAUCGUGGAUCGAAGACUAGCCGCAAAAUUGAUUGAGGAUUUCCACAGCGGGGAGUUAACUUUGGAACUUAUAACAGAGUUAAUUCCAGAAGACCUUAGAAAGGAAUAUAAUGAGACUUACGUUCAAGUGACGCUAACUAUAGAUGGCGAGCUGGUGCAACAGUGUCUGUCUUGGGAUCAAGG
Molecule: messenger RNA, 392 nt
Organism: Owenia fusiformis
Lineage: Eukaryota; Metazoa; Annelida; Polychaeta; Sabellida; Oweniidae
Source: the annotation of a GenBank genome assembly